Lolium rigidum is the source of this 3124-nucleotide messenger RNA. RefSeq names its product protein ROLLING AND ERECT LEAF 2-like. The record is from RefSeq and is a predicted model, not a curated record. The coding region runs from base 237 to 2804 and encodes 855 amino acids. The transcript has 6 exons. NCBI's taxonomy places the organism in Eukaryota, Viridiplantae, Streptophyta, Magnoliopsida, Poales, Poaceae.
UCUCUCCUCCUCCUCCCCACUGGACACCAAGCUGCUCCGCCGGAGCCCGGCGCUAGCGCGGCCGAGAUCCCGCGCCGACCGCCGCCUCUUCCCGGCCCACCCAAGGUUCAGAGUUACACUGUCUGGGAUUUUUUAAACUGAUCUCGCUUCACUGCUAGCUUUGGCCUGCAGUUCAUGGCCGUGACUUUGCAUGUCGUUGUAAAUUUUGUUCGGUACUGAGAGUGGUACACAUUAAGAUGGCGUCUACACGAGCAAAGAAUGAAGACGACAAGGCCCUUGUCUUGUGCCAGGAAAGGAAACGUUAUGUGAGAGAAGCACUUGAUGGAAGAUGUGCACUUGCAGCUGCUCACUUUGCUUACAUUCAAUCACUGAGACACACAGGAUUUGCUCUGAGGAAAUUUGUGGAACCUGAUGUGCCAACAGAUUCUUCGCUGUACACUUCAACAUCCGCAACACCAGAGCCUCCUGCCGCUAGACAUAGAUCGGUGAACCUAUCACCAUCUGUGUCACAUCAGGCUAGUGACUCCUUCUCCCCAGCUCCUUCGCCGUUAUCUUCAGGACGUUUUCAUAUCAAUCGCAUGAAAGCUGGGAGGAACCAAGUGAGGACUGUCGAGGAGAAGGUGCCUGUUCCUGUGACGGCAACUCUGCAGACCUCAUCUUCGAUUCCCAUACAAUCUGUACAGGAUCUGGAUGAUAGUUCCACAUUUGAAGCUCCUCCAGGGACACCACCAUGGGACUACUUUGGCCUUUUUCAACCUGUUGAUAGCCAGUUAUCAUUUCAUGAUGAGAAGGAAUCUGGUCAUGAUUUUGAAAAUGCUGAUGAUAUUAGGCUCCUUCGCGAGAAGGAAGGAAUUCCAGAGCUUGAGGAGGAAUUGGAGAAGUUUCAUGCUCAUGAUGCUGAUAUUAAGCGCUCACAACAGGAGAAAACUCCAGAUGUCAAAGACGGAGACAAAUCUACUACCAGUGGAAGGGAGGAUGAUUUUGAAGAGUCAGAAGAUGAUUUUGAGAACCCAUCAUCUGAACCUCUAGUGCGUAUGUUCGCGAAUCGCAAUGAUACACCUGUUGAAAAUACUGUUACAAAUCAGUCACCUGCACAUCGUGCUUCAGAAAAGGUUGCGCUGCAUACACCUGUUGAAAAUACUGUAACAAAUCAGUCACCUGCACAUCGUACUUCAGAAAAGGUUUUGCUCCAUACACCUGUUGAAAAUACUGUAACAAAUCAGUCACCUGCACAUCUUUCUUCGGAAAAGGUUGCGCUUCAUACACCUGUUGAAAAUACUGUAACAAAUCAGUCACCUGCGCAUCUUGCUUCAGAAAAGGUUGUGCUGGAAAAUAUUGAUUCUAAAACGGAGGAGCCAAAAAUUGACAACAGGGUACUUGACAUUAGCAUGUAUGAAACUGAUGAAAGCCCCGUGACAAGCCCUGUGAAAGAAGCGUCAUCUUCAGUUGCUGCUUUUCCUAUGAACGGGAAAACCAAGGAACCUUUUCGUGAUGUUAGAAAUGGGGUGAAAGACCUGUAUACAUCCAUGAAAGAGGUUGAAAUCUUAUUUAUCAAGGCAUCUGAUUGUGGAAAAGAAGUCCCAAGGAUGCUUGAAGCCGAUAAAGUCAAUUUCCGCCCUUUGCUGCCCGAAGAAAAAGCAUAUGGAUUGAAGGCAUCAGGCUUUUUUGCAACACUCUUUGCUUGCUGCAGGGAAGAAGUUCCUGUUCCUCAGCCUCCUCCUGAGGCUGAAGUGAAGUAUCUUACCUGGCAUAGAUCAGUGUCCUCACACUCUUCAUCAUCUAGAAAUCCUCUUGGGCCAGCAUCAAAAGUUGAUGUUGAUGGUCUCACUGGAAAUAUCUUCAGUGGUGUAUACAUGAAUUCCGGCAGUCACGCUUCCACACUAGAUAGAUUGUAUGCAUGGGAGAGAAAGCUCUAUGAUGAAGUUAAGGCUAGUGGUACAAUUUGCAGGCAGUAUGAUGAGAAAUGUAGGCACCUGAGACACCAGGAAUCAAGAGGAGAAAAUCAAUUGAGUAUUGAUAAAACCCGUGCUGCUGUGAAGGAUUUGUACUCCAGAAUUUUGGUGGCCAUUCAGAGAAUUGACAUGGUUUCUAAAAACAUAGAGGAUCUAAGGGACAAAGAGCUUCAACCGCAGCUUGAAGAAUUAAUUGGAAGCUUAACUCGCAUGUGGGCAACAAUGCUCGAGUGUCACCGGCAUCAGCACGACAUUAUUAAGCUAGUAUCCAACAGUGGCAAUAUGAAGAUCUUAGUUCGGACAGAAUCACAGUUCCAAGCAACUCUUCUCCUUCAGGUCGAACUGAACACUCUAUGUUCAAACUUCCAGAGGUGGAUAGGAUCACACAGAUCUUACUUGAACAGCCUACAUUCAUGGUUACUCAAGUGUGUGAAAUCACUAAGAAAGAAGAAGAAAUCCAGAAAGAAGAAGGAUACCGAUUUUCAGAUAACAGAUUAUGCUGUUGCGCCCAUAUUUACAAUCUGUGACCAGUGGAUUAAGUUAUUGGAAAAUUUGCCAACCGAUGACUUGGAAAAAGCAAUUAAAGGUCUGGUUGCAGAUAUAAACCAUUGUGUGCCUCGCCAAGAGAAGAGGCGCGGUGGUUCAAGGUCCACCUUCUCAGUACCCCACAAUGGAGGGUGGAACGAUGAAAUGGGGGCAAACCAUAGAAAUGUUCCUCCUACGGAUUUACAGUCAAGCUUGGAGACAUUCCUAGGGACGCUUGCCGAUUUCUCGGAUGCCUCACUGCAGAAGUAUAUGGAACUGAAGGUGAACGUUGACAAGGCAAAGGAGGAUUAUGAGAAAUAUAAUUAGUAACUUAUGCGGAGGCAAAUCAGUGGUACUAAUUUCUGAAACGAAACAUCAUAACUCACUAGAGCUGGAAAAGUAAAUCGUCAGUGUGUAUAUUUGUUGGUGGAAAUAAUAGGCACAAAAUCACUACCAUCAUUUUUGUCAGUCGGGAGAUAUGUCUAGGUGGGAGAGAGUGAUAAAUAUGUAGAUUUCUGGGCUUCUGGCUAGUGUCAUGCCGCCUUAAUGGGGGAUGUAAAUGUAAGGUGUAGAUUAAACUGUAAGAUGAGGGAUAUAUAAAAUGUAUAUUUAUCGGGGGUAUAUCAAUAUAUGAAGUUACCUGUCCA